This is a messenger RNA of Scleropages formosus (Asian bonytongue), 3628 nucleotides long. RefSeq names its product vav 2 guanine nucleotide exchange factor (gene vav2). Gene Ontology annotation, molecular function: protein binding; guanyl-nucleotide exchange factor activity. NCBI's taxonomy places the organism in Eukaryota, Metazoa, Chordata, Actinopteri, Osteoglossiformes, Osteoglossidae. The transcript has 29 exons. Gene Ontology annotation, cellular component: cytoplasm. Bases 477 to 3179 code for a protein of 900 amino acids. The record is from RefSeq and is a predicted model, not a curated record. Gene Ontology annotation, biological process: intracellular signal transduction; regulation of GTPase activity; cell migration.
GAAGGGAAGGGAUCUUCGGUAAGAAAACGCUGCUUUAAUAGAGAAAAUAUAUCUGUGCCUUCCCUCCCGAGAGUUUAAACCGCUUUUGUGGUUCAAAAAAAGGCAUGAGCAUGUAAUUUUGGUUGAACAUCUCGCCAAAGGAUGAAGAAAAGAAAGUCCUCCGUUUUUGUGGAAAUCAGUGAAUGAACUGACAUCCAUAAUAAGAGAGAAAAUUGUUUUUGAGGCUUUUAUUUAAAAAAAAUAAAUAAAAAAUUGUCAGAAAGCUGUUGUGGUUUUGCAAAGUCAAAGAAAGCCUACCAAACCUAGGCAGGCAGGCAGAAGGAGGGUGAAGUGGAAGAAGACUGGACAGUGGUGUGAUCUGGUCCAUCAGAAGAAGGAGUGAUCUGCCGGGUGCAUUUUGAGAAGCGUCGCAGGUUCUGCCUCUUGGCCCAAGAGGACAGGAGCGGGCACCACCCCGGCCCAUCGCCGCCUCCGCCAUGGAGGAGUGGAGACAGUGUGGACGAUGGCUCAUAGACUGCAAGGUGCUUCCUCCCAACCACCGGGUCGUGUGGCCGUCCGCAGCCGUGUUCGACCUGGCCCAGGCUCUCCGGGAUGGAGUGCUCCUCUGUCAGAUGCUGCACAACCUCUCACCGGGGUCUGUGGACCUCAAGGAGAUCAACUUCAGACCACAGAUGUCACAGUUUCUGUGUUUGAAAAACAUCCGGACGUUCCUCAAGGUCUGCCAUGACAAGUUUGGAAUGCGCAACAGCGAGCUUUUCGACCCCUUCGACCUGUUCGAUGUCCGGGACUUUGGGAAGGUUAUUUCUGCCCUGUCCAGGAUCUCUCAUCACAGCAUUGCACAGACAAAAGGGAUCAGGCCCUUCCCAUCGGAGGACACUGCAGUGAAUGAGGAUGAUGUUUACCGGAGCCUGGAGGAGUUGGCCGACGAGCACGAUCUCGGGGAGGAUGACAUCUACGACUGUGUGCCGUGCGAAGACGAUGGCGAUGACAUCUACGAGGACAUCAUCAAGGUGGAAGUCCGGCAGCCCAUGAUCAGGUACAUGCAGAAAAUGGGCAUGACAGAAGAAGACAAACGGAACUGCUGUUUAGUAGAAAUCCAUGAGACGGAGGCAAAGUACUACAAGACACUGGAAGACAUUGAGAAGAACUAUAUGAUUCCUCUGAACCAAGUUUUAACUCCUCAAGAAAUGGAAGCCAUUUUUGUCAAUCUGGAGGAUAUCAUCAAAGUUCAUUUCUCUUUACUGAGAGCCAUCGAUAUGAACAUGGUGACGGGUGGCAGUGGUCUGGGCAAGAUCUUCUUGGACUUCAAGGAGAGGUUGCUGAUCUACGGCCAGUAUUGCAGCCACAUGGAGAAUGCCCAGAAGAAGCUGGAUGAGCUCAUUGCCACACGAGAAGAUGUCAGGAUGAAGGUGGAGGAGUGCACUAUGAAGGUUCAGGAAGGGAAAUUCAAGCUGCAAGAUCUUCUGGUGGUGCCCAUGCAGAGGGUCCUGAAGUACCACCUCCUGCUGAAGGAGCUGGUGAGUCACUCCACAGACCGACCCGAGCGACAGCAGCUGAAAGAGGCGCUCGAGGCCAUGCAGGACCUGGCCAUGUACAUAAAUGAGGUGAAGAGGGACAACGAGACCCUGAAAAAAAUUAGCGAAUUUCAGAAAUCCAUCGAAAACUUGCAGGUGAAACUGGAAGAGUACGGCAGGCCAAAGAUUGACGGAGAGCUCAAGGUGUCCUCUAUAGUGAACCGGACAAAGCAGGACAGGUACAUCUUCCUGUUCGACAAAGUGGUCAUUGUCUGUAAGCGGAAAGGCUACAACUACGAGCUAAAGGAAAUCAUUGAGCUGCAGUCCUACAAAAUGUCAGAUGACCCCACCAACAACAGGGACAUGAAGAAGUCGAGUGGAAAAAUGUGGUCCUAUGGCUUCUACUUGAUCCACCUCCAGGGGAAGCAGGGCUUCCAGUUCUUCUGUAAGACGGAGGAAACCAAGAGGAAGUGGAUGGAGCAGUUUGAAAUGGCCAUGUCCAAUAUAAAGCCAGAGAGAGCCACGGCCAACCAGCACAACUUCCAGAUGCACACGUUUGAGAAAAACACCAACUGCAGAGCCUGCAAAAUGCUCCUAAGGGGGAUCUUCUACCAGGGCUACUACUGCUCCAGGUGUGGAACUGGUGCCCACAAAGAGUGUCUGGAGGUCAUCACCAUCUGCAGAAUAAAUCCUCACGACUCGGAACCGGGACCAUUAGCAUCAGGUCCCAAGAUGGUGGCCAUUCGGAAUUACCACGGUACGCCCGCUCCCCCAGGGAAGUCGGCGUUGUCUUUCCAGGUGGGAGACAUCAUUGAACUGUUAAAGGGAGACCCUGACACCUCAUGGUGGGAGGGAAGACUGAUUCAGAAUCAGAAGAGUGGCUAUUUCCCCAGCUCCUGCGUUAAACCCUGCAUAGACCCAAAGCCAUUCCAGCCAGUUCCCAGCCGGCAGUCUUCCAGGGACGCAGACUACUACAGUUACCCAUGGUUUGCUGGAAAUAUGGAGCGGCAGCAAGCCGACAACCUGCUGAAAUCCCACAGCAGCGGCACGUACCUGAUUCGCGAGAGGACGGCUGAGGCGGAGAGGUUCGCCAUCAGCAUCAAGUUCAACGACGAGGUGAAGCAUAUUAAAGUUGUGGAGAAAGACAGCUGGAUCCACAUCACUGAAGCCAAGAAGUUCGAAAGUCUCCUGGAACUGGUCGAGUACUACCAGACACACUCCCUGAAAGAGAGCUUCAAGCUGCUGGACACGACACUGCGCUACCCCUACAAGUCCCGAGACCGCUCCACCUCUCGAACCAGCACGCGCUCCCCAGCUCCCACCGCUUCCUACAACUUCUCUUUCCUCAGUCCUCAGGGCCUCAACUUCUCCUCCUCUCAGAACGCGGCCCCCUUCUGGUCAGUGUUCACGCCCAGAGUGGUCAGCACGGCGGUGGCCCGGUACAACUUUGCGGCGCGCGACAUGAGGGAGCUUUCCCUGCGGGAGGGAGACAUUGUCAAGAUCUACAGCAAGAUUGGAGGCGACCAGGGCUGGUGGAAGGGAGAGGCCAAUGGGCGGGUGAGCGACCGUCAAAGUCGGCGCCCUUCAUUCCGUGAACAGGACACUGUGCCUCUGUCACUUUUUCACAGGAGUUUAUCAAAGUUUGACGUUCUCGCCCCAAACUGACUGAUCACAGUUAACGCUUCAGCUUAUACUCUGCGCUUCGUCAUUCGUGCAUUAUUCCGCAAAUUAAUGAAGCAGCUACAGGAACUUUAGCAAAUAGGUAAAAUGCAACAAAGUACAGCUGAAAAAUUAAUAUCGAUUGAUUUACAAUAGAGGCCAGCUAAUCCUGACAAAAAAAUUGAAAAGACACCAGUCAGAGAAGCUAAAUUUCCUAAUAUGUUGCUCAGUUACCACAAUUUUUAAUACUUCAGUUAGACCUAAAGGGAAGUGUAGACUGUUGUAUCAGAGGAGACAUUGCAAAUUUUCCUUUUGUCUACAGUCCAUCUUGAUGAUUAUCCAUAAAUAAGAUGCAGAGACGCAUGACUUUUCAUACCAAAAUCAUUGCAAUUUUUCAGUUAACCUGAAAUGACUACCGCAAGUGUCUGGUUCCUAAAACAACCUAACAGCAUUUA